GCUUGAUUUAUACACGUCAUCAUUCACCUUAAAUAAAAAAUUCGAUGGCAGUUACGCGUCAAGCAAAAGUUGUGUUCUCUCUCUUUUUUUUUUUAUAUAUAUAUAUCUUCCAUUACCAAAUAAAUAUACACUCAUCAUGUCGAUUAUGCAAUAUAACGGUGGCUCCGUAGUAGCUAUGGUCGGUAAAGAUUGUGUUGCUAUUGCAGCCGACAAACGUUUAGGUGCUCAAUUCAUGACCGUUUCAACCGAAUUCCAAAAGAUUUUCAAAGCUUCUGAAAAAACCUUCAUCGGUUUACCCGGUUUAGCUUCUGAUGUAUUGACAUUAUCAGAUCGUUUCCGUUUCAAGACAAACAUGUACAAGAUGCGCGAAGAAAGAGAAAUGGAACCUAAAACACUUGCCCACAUGAUUUCUUCAACUUUAUAUGAAAAGAGAUUUGGACCUUAUUUCGUUGAGCCAGUUGUUGCAGGUUUAGGAAAAGACGGCAAGCCUUUUAUUUGUGCUAUGGAUUUAAUUGGAUGUAUCAAUUUUGCUAAAGAUUUCGUUGUAAGCGGUACUGCAGGACCAAAUUUGUACGGUAUGUGUGAAUCUCUUUGGGAACCCAAUCUUGAACCUGAGGAUCUUUUCGAGACUAUCUCCCAAGCAUUGUUGAAUGCACAAGACAGAGAUGCUUUAUCUGGUUGGGGUGCUGUUGUUCAUGUCAUUACACCAAACGAAAUUAUUACGCGUACUCUCAAAUCUCGUCAGGAUUAAACGUUCAAAAAAUACUGACAAAAAAAAAUAAAAUUCGCAUGUAUAAACCG
Messenger RNA from Mucor mucedo, 801 nucleotides. RefSeq names its product nucleophile aminohydrolase. Gene Ontology annotation, biological process: proteasome-mediated ubiquitin-dependent protein catabolic process. Lineage: Eukaryota; Fungi; Mucoromycota; Mucoromycetes; Mucorales; Mucoraceae. The transcript is spliced from 6 exons. The coding region runs from base 137 to 751 and encodes 204 amino acids. Gene Ontology annotation, cellular component: proteasome core complex; proteasome core complex, beta-subunit complex. The record is from RefSeq and is a predicted model, not a curated record.